Thlaspi arvense is the source of this 1856-nucleotide messenger RNA. NCBI's taxonomy places the organism in Eukaryota, Viridiplantae, Streptophyta, Magnoliopsida, Brassicales, Brassicaceae. The record is from the annotation of a GenBank genome assembly.
AUCAAAAGCAAUUAUUUCCAUUGUGAAAGUCCUUCGUGACUCGUGAAACACGUGUUGGCUGCAACUCAAGUCAAUAAAUACACAUUUCAACAUUCAUACGGUUCAUCGCCUCCAUUCUCAAUCAGCAGAUCUCAAGAAUUUACUGAGUAAAGAUUCGAAAUGGGGAGGAUGUAUCAGAAGCAGGCACUUUGCGGUGGUCAAGGAGGGCGUGAAUGGGACGACGAUGUAUACGAGGGAGUAAGAAAAGUGUACGUAGGGCAAGAUCUGUCACGUAUCACUUACGUCAAAUUCGAGUACGUUAAGGAAGACGGCCAAGUAGUAACACGUGAAUAUGGCACGAUAACUCAACAUCCUAGAGAGUUUGUACUUGAAUAUCCGGAUGAACACAUCGUAGCGGUAGAGGGAAGCUACAACAAAGUGGCUAUGUAUGCCACGGAUGUGAUCACGUCACUCGUCUUCAAGACCUCAAAGGGCAGAACGUCUCCAACGUUUGGUCCAAACUUGUUUGGAGUUGUGAAUGGUACAAAGUUUGUUUUUGAGGACGAGGGAAAGAAGAUCGUAGGCUUUCAUGGACGGUCCGAUAAUGCUAUCGACGCUCUUGGAGUUUACUUUGUACUAGACUCUCCGACCACGUCGACCCCUCUUUACAAGCUGGAAGCCCAAGGUGGCACAGAGGGGCGUGUUUGGGACGAUGGUUCUUACAACGGCGUUAAAACGCUGCGCAUCGGUCAAGAUGAUUGCCGUAUCACUUAUUUAGAGUUCGAGUACGAGAAAGGUGGGAAGUCAGAGACAUGUCACCAUGGUGUGAAAGGAGAAACAUUAUCUGAGUUUGUGCUUGAUUUCCCGAAUGAAUACAUCAAAUCAGUUGAAGCAACCUAUGAUAAGCCGAGCUUUUUUCGCAAUACCGUCAUUACUUCGCUUAAGUUGGAAACAUCAAAGUGUAGAACACCAAUCUUUGGCUAUGAGGUGGGUAAGAAGUUUGUGCUAGAGAAAAAUGGUCAUAGGCUUAUCGGAUUCCAUGGAAAGGAAGGUGAAGCUAUUGAUGCUCUUGGAGCAUAUUUUGCACCUGUUCCUACUCCCACUCCUACUCCUACUCCUUCCAUUCCAGUGAUAGGAGAUCCAUGGUCUGAUGGUGUCUACGACGGUGUAAAGAAGAUACACAUAGGAGUAUAUGAAGAAGGUAUAUCCUUUCUCAAGUUUGAUUACAUUAAAGGCAAUGGCCUGGUAUCUGGUGAUGUCCAUGGAAAGAUGACAUCAGUCGGAGCUGGAGAGUUUGUGCUGGAGGAUGGUGAAUACCUCGCGGCCUCUUUGGACGGCUACUAUAAACCUAUACCGGGCGCGCCAUUUGGAAAAAUUGCCGCUCUUCGGUUCAAGACGAACAAAAGGGAGUCGCCUCUGUUUGGAAAAGAGUCCGGUGAGAAGUUCUCUCUCACGGAGAAAGACCAAAAGAUCACCGGAUUCCAUGGACGAGCUACCGAUGUUAUUUACGAUCUCAUGUUCUCUUGCCGGCACAAGAGCAUCGGCUAGUUGAAAACCAGCUUAUAUAGUCGUAUAUUGACUGAAUAAAACUUUCAAUAUAUAUAUAAAGAGAUUGGUAUGUGUUCUCUUUAUGAAUAUAAAUAACUGAGAAUAAGAGAGAUUGGUGUGUGUUCUCUUUAUGAAUAAAACUUUCAAUGUGAGGGAUUGGUGUGUAUUAUUCUUAUUUUAAUUUGCUAUUAGACUAAAUAGUGUUGACUAGUAGUCGAAUCCUCGACGUAUUUGCCAAUAUUUUUUUUUGUUUGACCUACCGUGUUUGCCAAUAAAUGAUCAUCCACUGUAAUUAUAUUUUUAUUAAGUAAUUUGGUUCUAAAAAUCUA